Messenger RNA from Labrus mixtus (cuckoo wrasse), 982 nucleotides. RefSeq lists its product as uncharacterized. The record is from RefSeq and is a predicted model, not a curated record. The transcript is spliced from 3 exons. NCBI's taxonomy places the organism in Eukaryota, Metazoa, Chordata, Actinopteri, Labriformes, Labridae. Bases 278 to 982 code for a protein of 234 amino acids.
AAAAACGUUUCCCAUUCCCCAAUUUGCUUAUGAAACUGAAAUGUACAUCACAAGAGCCACGGAAUAAUUCAAGAAGAGCGGAACUCUCCUGACUUCCUCAAAAAUCAAGGCAGAUGUACUUGAGAAGCUAGUUGAAAAUAUAUAUGCAUAUACUGCCUAUCCAUCCAGUGCUCAAAUAAGCGAUGUUGCUGAGGCUCUCGUCACAAAAUUUCCAUGUCUCAAGGAACCUGGCUCGUACUCUGGAUUCUACGGCUGGCAACAAAGCAUAAAAUACAAGAUGGCCAAUUAUCGCACCAAACUUCGUGGCUAUGGUGUUCCUGAGGUUUUAUGCAAUGCACUCAAACGCAAGAGCUCUGCUGACCAGAGGUCAGCUAAAAAUGUGAAAAAGCCUCGAAAGGCUGAGAUCAACUACCUCCCUCCUUACCCAGCAGGUGAGGAUGAAAACAGUCAAGAACAAGUGAGGAUUCAGUUGCUCAGUGAAGUCAUGAAGAGGGACAACAACAAGAUAAUAAAAGAAAAAAUGGCAAAGACAUUUGCCCACAGAAGAAAUGAAAUCAUCAACCAUUCACCAUGCAUUGAAGACAUCAAAGCCAGAUGGCCAGCUCUUUUUGAGCCAUCUCCUUUUCAGGAUGAGUUUCUUAGGAUCACGAUGGUCAGCCUUGAAUCCCAGUUCAUGUUUAAGCUUGAUGAAUACACUCCCAGACUGCUGAAAAUCUUCCACUCCAAGGGCGGAAGUAUGGGUUUGAAGUUACAGUCCAUCCUACUCAAGGAUGCUGAUGAAGACAGUGUGGCACGGGACCUGGCUGUACAAAGCAUGAAGAUCUACAGAAUCAAGACCAAUGUGUCAGAGGACCCUGAAGACAUUGGAAUUGUGGUUGACGGUGUCAAAGCUCUUACUGCUUUGAAGAACUUUCCCAGGGCCUGCUCCAUGCUUGUUGGGCUGACAUAUGCAGUGGAUCUUGCCUAUCCAAAGGAGCUUUGA